AUGUCAUUUUGUUCGCCAGCCUGUUCGUGGCCAGCGGCGUCCAGCCUGGCCUUUGCAGCUGACGUCGAGCUAAUGCAGAUGUCGACAACGGGCACGAAUGCUUCGAGGCAGUCUUUAUCGGCGUCCUCGGCAGUCGUGUCCCACACUGCUGCUGGUCUGAAGUCGUGGUUGUGCACGCUGAGCAGCGGUGCUACGGCUGACGAAGUGAAAGCAGUGUGCAAUGAGUUCCAGGGCCCGUUCUGCGCAGGCACUGAAGAAUGUCCGCCAGGAACAAAGUGUCCAGAGAAAUUUGUACAUGGCUUCUUGACAGAAGCAGAUAAGGACGCGACCAUUGCCAAGUACCCCUCGCUCGUGGUCACAUGCGAAGAGGACCCGUUCGUCAAAGAGGCCUGGGAGCACACCGUUCCAGACGCAGCCACUCGGCGGACUGGCGCGACCUUGUUAAUGAAGCUGAAGGCAGGCUCCAGCACUUUCCAGUACGACUCCAGUUAUUGGACAAAUGGCAGUUCGGUGUUGAACGCGGCAAGCGGUGCUUCCAGCAGCGACUGA
Molecule: messenger RNA, 549 nt
Organism: Prorocentrum cordatum
Lineage: Eukaryota; Dinophyceae; Prorocentrales; Prorocentraceae
Source: the annotation of a GenBank genome assembly